GGACGAGAUGGUUCCAAGUUCCGGAGGCAGCUCUCCCCCAUAUAUAACGCGACGAUGCGCGGGCGCAUCAGUUAGUGACAGACGCGGGGUCAAACACACAGAACACAAUGAAACGGCUACUCCUCCUGUCAGUGCUGGCGGUGGCUCAAGCACAGUUCCCCAAUGGACGCAUCCUGGAGCCGCCCGUGCCACAGCAGUGCGUGCAGAGGGUCAUUCACGAACGGUUUGCUGACAAUAAGGGCUACUUCUUCUCAUGGCGGGACCCUGCGCUGCGCGGUGUAGAGGAGGACUGGCUCAGUGCGAGGAACUACUGUCGCCAGCGAUGCAUGGAUCUCGUCUCCUUGGAAACCAGUGACGAGAACGAGUGGGUCAAAGCCCGCAUUGUUCAGGACAAGGUGAAAUACAUCUGGACAUCGGGUCGCCUCUGCGACUUCAAGGGCUGCAACCGACCAGACCUGCUGCCCAACGAGAUCAACGGCUGGUUCUGGACGGCCGAGCUGCAGAAGCUGGCUCCCACCACCAACCGGCAGCAGAACGACUGGUCCGAAGGCGGCGGCAUUGGGAAACCGCAGCCUGACAAUCGGGAACUGAUUCAAGGAGGCGCCGCAGAACAUUGCGUCGCAAUUCUAAACAAUUUCUACAAUGACGGAGUACACUGGCAUGACGUGGCCUGCCACCAUCGGAAGCCCUUCGUCUGCGAAGAAAACGACGCUCUACUGAAAUACGUGCGAUACACCAACCCAAAUCUAAGAGUAUAAAUAGAAUAGUAUAAAAAAAAUCAUCCUUCAAAGAAGUUUCCGUCUGCAUCACAGCAAAAUAAUA
Bicyclus anynana (squinting bush brown) is the source of this 822-nucleotide messenger RNA. RefSeq lists its product as uncharacterized. The record is from RefSeq and is a predicted model, not a curated record. The transcript is spliced from 5 exons. Lineage: Eukaryota; Metazoa; Arthropoda; Insecta; Lepidoptera; Nymphalidae. Bases 108 to 758 code for a protein of 216 amino acids.